Molecule: messenger RNA, 3224 nt
Organism: Hippocampus zosterae (dwarf seahorse)
Lineage: Eukaryota; Metazoa; Chordata; Actinopteri; Syngnathiformes; Syngnathidae
Gene: gpr17
Product: G protein-coupled receptor 17
Exons: 2
Coding region: 382-1401 (339 amino acids)
Biological process (GO): positive regulation of Rho protein signal transduction; phospholipase C-activating G protein-coupled receptor signaling pathway
Cellular component (GO): membrane
Molecular function (GO): G protein-coupled receptor activity
Source: RefSeq, a predicted model, not a curated record
CCGACAAGCGGGUCCCCGGCCGGGCGAGGCAUGCCAUUCUUCUCCACUUAGUCUGACUCGGGGCUAUUGUGGAGCGCAACAAGUAACUCUCUGAGGAGGAAGAAAGGGGAGGGUUCAGGGUUCAAACCCAAGCCUCCCGUCGGGACUCCCUCUCUCCGUUGUCAAAUUUGUACAGGCACAAAAGGAGCCGCCGUCUCGCCGGCGAGAACAUCUUGAGGGAGGAGAGGCCAGGGUUAGGUGAAGAAGAAUCACAAUCUGUUUAUCUCGCAGUCUCCCCCACCACCCACCACCAUCGCCAAAGGACGUCUUCAUCCUCUGUGGCGAUCAGACUGUCAGCGGGUUUUUCCUUUUGGCUUUCUCUGAGAAUAUCAGACACCAAAGAUGGAGUCGUCCGCGACGGAGCUGCCGUCCCUGAUGCCCAAUCAGACAUUCCAAAGCUGUGCAACGGAGUCGGCAAUGGAGAACGUCCUGUUUGGGAGCUUCUACAUCCUGAUCUUCUUCCUCGCGCUCAACGGCAACAGCCUGGCGCUCUGGAUCUUCUCCCACCAGCGCGGCACGUCCUCGCCAGCCAACGUCUUCCUGACCCACCUGGCCGUGGCCGACCUAUCCUACGUGGUCAUCCUUCCCCUGAGGGCCACCUACCACCUCAUCGGGGGACACUGGCCCUUUGGCGAGGUGCCCUGCCGCUUGGCGGGCUUCCUUUUUUACGUCAACAUGUACGCCAGCUUGUACUUCCUGGCGUGCGUGGCGGGCGACCGCUACCUGGCAGUCGUCCACGCCGUCCGCUCGCUGAAGGUGCGCCGCGUCCGCUACGCCCGCAUCAUCAGUUUCAGUUUGUGGGUGCUGGUUACUGUCUCCAUGGCCCCUCUGCUGAUGACCCGCCAGACGCUGGAGGUGGACGGCACCACCGUUUGCUUGCAGCUCUACCGGGAAAAUGCAUCACGCAAGGCGCUAAUUUCCCUCGCCGUCGCUUUUACGCCGCCCUUUCUCGCUACGUUGUCCUGCUACUUGCUCAUCAUCCGUAGCCUGCACCGGGGGUCCCGGCUGGAGCCCACCCUCAAACUGAGGGCGCUGCGAACCAUCGGUCUGGUCAUGCUUAUUUACGUGGUGUGCUUCGUGCCCUACCAUGCUAGCCGCACCACCUUCAUCUUGGGCUACAGCCACCCAGAUGUGUCGUGCCAGACGCGCCGAGGCCUGAGCCUGGCCAACCGCCUGACGUCACUCCUGACGUGCCUCAACGGUGCCAUGGACCCGCUCAUCUACCUUUUCGGUGCGGAAAAGUUCCGCAGUACCUUGAUACGACUGCUGUGCAAAGGCAAGGCGGCGGGGGCGUCCGGAGCCACCAGUGGAGAGUUGAAAGGAACCCAUGAGAGUUCUGUGAGUGCCAAGUCAGAGUUUUGAACUGGAUCUUAAUCCGCUAAAUCAUGGGUGUCAAACCCAAGGUCUGAGGGCCAGAUCUGCGCCCCCACAUCAUUUUAUGUGGCCCUGCGAAAACAAAUCAAACAUGUAAACUUCCAUGUUUGCUUAAAGAUCGACAAAAAAUUCAAAUUCUCAUAGAUAGUAAUGCAUAUUCUUGUUACCAAACUCCUCAUUACAGUACCUUAAACAAAACUUGAAUAAACUGCUAUUCUUGACUUCUUUAUAAGGGAAACGGUAACUAAAAUGUGGCCUGCAAGAAAAAUGAAUUUGAUUUUUUUGCCUUCCAAGCAGCAACCACCCAAAACAAUGACUUUUCCAAAACAACUUAUACCAAUUUUAUACUUGACAACACCACAGAAAAACGUCAAGGUGAGGAAGCCUGUUUUGCAAAUCCACUCGUAGCAUUAUAUAUUUUUCUAUUCUCUCUGCCACAGUGAAUGUAAAUUGCUGGAUCUGCAUACAUUUUUUUGGACUGGACAUCGGCAAGCAGGUCCCUUGAUUGUACUGGCCCCGCCAGGAUGGCUCAUAUUAAAUUUAUUGCUUACUACAAUAUGCAUUUGAACAGCCCCCCCUGCAUGUUGGAGUGCCAAAUUAAGCGAAACAUUCUCUGAACGUCAUCUGUGUGACACUUGACCAUUACUCUGUAGAGUGUAAUUAUUAUCUUUUCUGUUUCUGUGUUUAGUAAGAUUUCCCAUGAUAGCAACCGUCUGAAACUAGGAUAAAGAUGAAGACGUUUAUGAAAGUUUGAAACUCUGAUUCAGUAAAAAAGGUCACUUGCAGUAGUGCGACCCCUGUUGGCCUUACAUAAAACCAUUGGCCAGAAAUUUGUGGAUUUUCACUGGUUUUACUCAUAACCUCUUUAAUAUUUCUCUCACGAAAUGUUAAAUCAUCUUUAAAAGAUCUGUCUGAUAAUGCUGGUCUCAUGUAAAUAAAUGUAUCAUUGACAUUUUACAAACAUACCUAUUCCAAACAUUGGAGCCAUAACAUUUAUAGUGAGUACAACAUUUAAAAUAAUUUAAAUUGCCAAAAGUGCUUCUUCUCACCAUGGAGGCUGAUACUAACUGUCCAUUCUGCCAUGUUGUAGUGCUGGUGUAAGCCAAAGUGAGACCCAAAAGAUGAAGAUUAACAUGAUCACAACUCUUGCGUGAUAGCAUUUAGCUAUUUAGCUUAAAGUUGAAUCCUGUACACCCUCAAAGAAGUGUUGAAUUCACCCAAUUAAAUAUUUUUGCAAUAUAGCUUUAUAUGAUAUUUACAUUUUAUACUAUGUAUUGCUAUCACGGUUUGAUACCGGUAUCAUAUUUACUUGUGCUUAACAAAUCUUCAAUGUAAAUAUAAACGUCAUUGUCCAGAACUAUGUCUUUAAUUCCAUUCUUUUUUUCGACCAGAUUUGAUUUUUUUUCUUUCAAAAUGUGACAUUUCGUCCCCUCCGCCAAAUAUACACGGCAACUUUUUCUUUCAAAUCUCACUGUUCCCCUCAAAAAUAUAUUGCUUUAUUUCAUAAAAUUCAGACUUUAAACUCAUUGUCUCACAGUUUUCUCUUUAGUAUGGCCCUAACUCUCGUUAAACCAUUUUAUCUCAUGUAUGGUAACAAGGUAAAAACUUAUAUUGUAUUUGUGAACUAAUGGUAUGCUGUUGUUAGCUUGUUAGCCAAAAUGCUACGGUAAAGGCUAGCCAAGCUAACAGGAUGACAUUUUUAUACAUUUCUUGCUUUUGUGCUUGUAUAUAUGAUUGUAAAUAGAGAAUGUAGAACAUUUUCAGCCUUUUUUUACUUUAUUCUGUCAACAAUAAAUGUAUGAUGACAAAAA